AUGUCGACCGAUGCUCGUAUCGUCCCCGCUCCUGACGUGGAAAAGCUGAUGGACUUUCUGGUGCAAACGACAGGAAACGCCACCGAACCGGUGGUGGGAAAGACGAUUUUUGAGAGCUUCCGAGAUUCGGACAAGACAUUGACAUGGAAAGGAUAUUCGCAGAGGUUCGAUAGAAGAAUCGCACGGCAUAUGGACAAAUUCACGCGAUACGGUGUCUAAUCUCGAAUUCGUGUAAUGUUUGCUCUGGCCGGUGAAGUCAAUGCGGAAUUUCUCGAACAAAUGGAAGAAACUGGCAAGGUCAGUCUCGAUGACAAAAAUCGAAUCACCGAAUACAUCUCGAGAGAUUGAGCAAUCGUAUUGAAAGGAGAUCAUAGUGUGCCGGCGAAGGCAAGAAGAUCAUUAAAAAGAAGACGUGAUAGAGAAGGAACAUCAGCUCCAAUUGCAGAAGACAUGUCGGAUGACGAGAUGGAAGUUGUGGGAUCGGUUCCUGGUGUGCCAAAACCGGAACCAGUUGAUCGAACCGCCUACGACGAACUUCUCAACAGACACAGGUCGCGCAAUCCGGAAAUCCAACAGGCUCCACCAGUGAUCGCAGAGGCCCGCAAUCUUGCAAAUCCCGGAUUUGAUGAGCCAGAGAGAAAGGAGAAUGUGCAGCUGAUGAACGUGCAGAUGGUCGGUGCUACAACUAAUGGAUCAAACUCGGAUGGAAUCAGCCUGCAUCAGCUGGUGAAACAAUUGGAGGAAAUGCUCAUCUACCUUGAAAGUGAUUUCACUGGCUUAAAAGUCAAAAUUUUGCGUUUGUUGGCAAUCAGAGAUGAGCAACUCGAUGCACAAGACGUGAUCCUGUCCUUGAAGUUGUUCCUCCUUACAACUACACGAAAAUUCCGAUUGUCCACCGAAUCCAGUGGCUACCCGGACUCAUCGAAAAAGUGUGGCAAGGCGUUCUUGACGAUUCUCAAAUUUGUUCUGCUCAAAUUGGAGUCUCCACUCAUUAACGAUUUUCGAAAGGAAAUCGACAAUAAGAUUAAGAAUUUUGGAGCCGCUGAAAAGGUUAUCCUCAUCGUCGAUGCCCAGGAAGCGAUCCAGCAAAUUCUCAUCACAUUCUCCAGCUCCUGAUG
Messenger RNA from Caenorhabditis elegans, 1118 nucleotides. NCBI's taxonomy places the organism in Eukaryota, Metazoa, Nematoda, Chromadorea, Rhabditida, Rhabditidae. The record is from the annotation of a RefSeq genome assembly.